Messenger RNA from Trichoderma atroviride IMI 206040, 2559 nucleotides. RefSeq lists its product as uncharacterized. Gene Ontology annotation, molecular function: calcium ion binding; actin lateral binding. Gene Ontology annotation, cellular component: cell junction; actomyosin contractile ring; cortical actin cytoskeleton. NCBI's taxonomy places the organism in Eukaryota, Fungi, Ascomycota, Sordariomycetes, Hypocreales, Hypocreaceae. The record is from RefSeq and is a predicted model, not a curated record. Gene Ontology annotation, biological process: actin cytoskeleton organization; actin filament bundle assembly.
GACGCCGCCCAAGCCUGCAAAGUUUUCCAGACAACCUCGCCCGGCAGAGUCUCAGACGUCUGAAUCCCCUGAAGCUGUCUCUGACCUUGCCCCUAUCGAGACCAAGGCGCCUGCGGCCGACGUACUAGUCGAUUCGUCGUCGAUUCGGGGCGUCCAUGACCAAUUUCUCACAAGGAUGACCUUCUCAGAGCAGCAGAGAUGGAUCACGGUCCAGCAGAAGACGUUUACCAAAUGGCUAAACACCAAGAUUGUAGCCAGGAACCUGGAGGUGAAGGACCUGGUAACAGACCUUAGCGACGGUGUUAUGCUGAUUCACCUCCUCGAAUGUCUUUCUCAAGAAUCCCUCGGUCGAUAUGCCUCCCGUCCGAAGCUUCGUGUCCAACGGUUCGAAAAUGCCAACCUGGCCCUGGACUUUAUCAAGUCCAGAGGCAUUCAGAUGACAAAUAUUGGCGCUGAAGAUGUUGUUGAUGGAAACCGCAAAAUUGUUCUUGGUCUUAUUUGGACCCUGAUUCUUCGCUUUACAAUUAGCGACAUCAACCAAGAGGGUAUGUCUGCCAAGGAGGGCUUGCUGUUGUGGUGUCAACGAAAAACCGCGUGCUACGAUGAGGUCGAAGUUCGCGAUUUUAGUAGCAGCUGGAACGACGGCCUCGCCUUCUGCGCCUUGCUGGAUAUCCAUCGACCGGAUUUGAUCGACUUUGAUACGUUGGACAAGUCAGACCACCGCGGCAACAUGCAGCUCGCCUUUGAUAUUGCCCACGAAGAGAUUGGUAUCCCCAAGCUGUUGGAUGUUGAAGAUGUGUGCGAUGUGGCGAAGCCCGAUGAGCGAAGUUUGAUGACCUACAUUGCCUACUGGUUCCAUGCUUUUUCUCAGAUGGAAAAAGUCGAAAACGCGGGACGACGAGUCGAAAAGUUCUUCAACAACAUGCAAGGGGCGUGGGAGAUGCAAAACGCCUACGAGAGACGAAUGCGGGAACUCUUGAAGAAUAUCCGAGGCCAGGUUGAACAGUGGCACACGGCCAAGUUUGAGGGCACUUAUGCAGAUGCAAAGGCCCAGGCGUCCGAAUUCUCAGAGUAUAAGAGGGGCAAGAAGCGACAAUGGGUUGCCGAGAAGAGCGAACUUGCCACACUGUUGGGAAACAUUAAAACGAAGCUGAGCACCUAUCGGCUACGACCUUAUGAACCUCCGGCAGAGGUCAGUCAGGAUGUUAUUGAGAGGGAUUGGAAGAGUCUUACAAGCAGCGAGAUGGCUCGCGCGCAGCUCAUCAAUGAGACGAUUCGAGACAUCAAAAACGCGCUGAGGAAAUCAUUUGCGGACAAAGCAAAUGACUUUGCCAUGGCUCUCAACACCAUGCAGCUUGCCAUUUCGGGAUUGGAUGGCGAUAUUGAAGAUCAGCUGCACCAUGUCAAGAAACUCAGUGAAAACUUGCCACCCCUUGAUCGAUAUCUCAGUACCAUUGCGGAAGUAGACGCCAUGUGCGAGGAAGCAAACAUUGAGGAGAACGACUUCACCACCUAUACAUAUGACGAACUGGCAUACGAGCUGACGCUUGUGAGAUCCUCGGUUCAAAAGAAGCUCUCCUUCUUGGAAAACCAGAUGGUCGCUCGCAACAUGACCAAUCUGACGCCUAUUCAGCUGGAAGAGUUUGAGAGUGUGUUCCGCCACUUUGAUCGUGAUGCCUCGAAUUCGCUCCAAGAGCUUGAGUUCAGCGCAGCUCUGGCCUCACUAGGCCUAGUUUUCUCCGAAGAUGAGAUGCACGAUUACUUUGUCGACACCUCUGGGGGCAAAGAAUAUGUUACCUUUGAGCAGUUUAUCCGCUUCAUGGUCGACGUCACCGAAGAUCAAAAUACCGCCGAGCAGGUCUUCCAGUCGUUCCGCGAAGUUGCAGAUGGCAAGCCAUAUGUCACUGAAAUGGAUCUGCGCCACAGUCUUGUGCCUGAAGAGGUCAUUGAUAAGCUUCUCGAGAUGAUGCCGCCGCACAACGGUCCAGAUAUGUCACGGGAUCGUGGUAAAGACCAGUUCGACUACAUCUCCUUCAUGGAGAAGAUGAUGGGCGAAGGCGACGAUAACGCGGACGGCGAUAUACCAGCCGGUAUGCUCCAAGAUAGCACAAACGUUGGCGAUGAUCGGCCCCGAAGAGAUUCCAAGGUGAACGGCCAUGGGUAGCCGAGAUUGAUGCUUCAUCAUCUAUAUGACCCAGCGUCAUUUUUAUGGACGGCCUCCGUAUAAUUCUCUGUAUACUCCCCCCCUUUUUUUACUUUUUCCCUCCCCUUGUCGCGCGUACACGCGUUAUACGGAGUCUCUGUCUCCUAUGUUGUCUGAAUACUUGGUUGGAGAGGCAGCGGUGUUUUCUCGGUACCCUGGAUGCAUGCUAAUGGUGUUUUUUUUGGAUGGUAAGGGUGCUGUAAAAAUUGGACACAAUUUUCAUUAUAGUUUCAAGUCUCAACGUUGGAAUAAUAGUACUACGACGUUUAGACAGUCAAAUUAAUUGGCAAUGGCCUCCUUUUUAUUGAAUUAAUUUUGCUGCUGUUGCUUGCAGAAUAACAGGCAUUCACUAUGUA